Molecule: messenger RNA, 1611 nt
Organism: Lottia gigantea (owl limpet)
Lineage: Eukaryota; Metazoa; Mollusca; Gastropoda; Lottiidae
Exons: 3
Coding region: 1-1611 (536 amino acids)
Source: RefSeq, a predicted model, not a curated record
AUGGACACUACACCUGCACCAUCUAGAGCUACCACGCUGCCGAACCAAACCCCUAAACGAGCCCGAAGUUCACCUACUCCUAGUCCAGCAGACAUAGGUAAACGCUCUCGUAGAAAGGGCACACCCCUUCCCUUUUCACUUUUAGACUCGUCUUCCCCUUCCACACCAUCUGAAUCUUCACCACGUGAUCCAGGAUCCGCCAACCUUUCUUCCUUCUGUGCGUUUUUGGACCAGCAAACCACCCCUCAGUCUCCAUCCAAGUCGAGACAUGUAUCCAGACCUUCCCCUCCUCGAACCAGAUCCCAGUCCGUUCCCAAUGCUACAAUUCUAACAACUACCAAACCAGUACCAAUCACACCGUCGACGACCAUUAUAUCCGCUACCAAACCGUAUUAUCACCAAACCAAGGACAAAUCAUUAUGGAAACUACCUGCUCUAAAGAAAUCAACCUUAAUAAUUGGAUCAUCUAACCUGAAUCGAAUUACCAAAACCAGUUCGGACACCGAAAUACAUUCUUACCCCGGUGCCCAAAUCCAUCACAUACAGUCAAUCCUGGAAUCAUACGACCAUGAUCCCAAACCUAAUACCAUUAUUCUUCAUCAAGGCCAACCAGCGUUUACCUUCAAACGCAAAGUCUCUGAGUUGGAUAGUUUUAUCCGUCCAGCAAUGAAAACAUCAGCUGUCGACGCGAAUAUUAGAUCCCUCAAUCGGACAUGGCUCUGUAAGGUUACGCAGGUCCUGAUCGACCAUUACCAAACCACACUUCAAGAGAAGCUGACCACCUAUCGUACCAAGUCUUUAUCAUCACCUGCCGUCGACCGCAUCGUUUCUCAUGCCCUGUCCUGGGCCCGCCGUUCCUAUGGGAAACGUCUCACUCAAGCUGUAAUCUCCAAAUUCUACCAAACAAUCAACGAAACAAAAACCAGAGUAACCAUAUCUCUACCAACUGGAAUGGACACUACACCUGCACCAUCUAGAGCCACCACGCUGCCGAACCAAACCCCUAAACGAGCCCGAAGUUCACCUACUCCUAGUCCAGCAGACAUAGGUAAACGCUCUCGUAGAGAGGGCACACCCCUUCUCUUUUCACUUUCAGACUCGUCUUCCCCUUCCACACCAUCUGAAUCUUCACCACGUGAGCCAGGAUCCGCCAACCUAUCUUCCUUCUGUGCGUUUUUGGACCAGCAAACCACCCCUCAGUCUCCAUCCAAGUCGAGACGUGUAUCCAGACCUUCCCCUCCUCGAACCAGAUCCCAGUCCGUUCCCAAUGCUACAAUUCUAACAACUACCAAACCAGUACCAAACACACCGUCGACGACCAUUAUAUCCGCUACCAAACCGUAUUAUCACCAAACCAAGGACAAAUCAUUAUGGAAACUACCUGCUCUAAAGAAAUCUACCUUAAUAAUUGGAUCAUCUAACCUGAAUCGAAUUACCAAAACCAGUUCAGACACCGAAAUACAUUCUUACCCCGGUGCCCAAAUCCAUCACAUACAGUCAAUCCUGGAAUCAUACGACCAUCAUCCCAAACCUAAUACCAUUAUUCUUCAUAUCAGAAUAAGAACAGAAGAAAACCCAAUAUCAAGACCCUUAAUCCUAAUUUCUAAAUAA